AUGUCCACACUACCGCUAUUUGCACAGAGCGACCUGGCCUCUCACAACACCGAGAAGGACUGCUGGGUGUCGCUCUACCACAGAAAGAUCUAUGACGUGACAGACUUCCUCGAUGAACAUCCAGGUGGAGAUGAGCUCAUCCUCGAAUGGGGUGGUAAGGACAUCACGGACAUAUUGGCCGAUGAGUCCUCACAUUUACACUCCGAAAUGACGUAUGAGAUGCUGGAUGAGAACUACCUCGUGGGCUAUUUGGCCACUGCAGAGGAGGAGAAGGAGCUUCUAGCUAAUCCAAAGCACUCGCAGGAGGUUAAGCUGGAUGAGGAGUUUGACUCAACAGCUAUGCACGGUACACCUGCCUAUGAGAAGCUCAACAUCGUGACGGACUUUGACAGGGAUUUGAAGAACCACAAGUUCUUGGACUUGACCAAGCCUCUGUUGUUGCAGGUGCUGUUUGCUGACUUCUCGAAAGAGUUUUACUUGGACCAGGUGCAUAGACCAAGACACUACGGUAAAGGUUCUGCUCCGCUCUUUGGUAACUUUUUGGAGCCUGUUUCUUUGACUCCAUGGUGGGUCGUGCCAACGGUUUGGCUCCCUGUGGACUUGUUUCUUCUCUAUUUGGGUCUCUCAAACUUGAACUUGUUCCUGGGAUUGUCGUUGUUUUCCAUUGGAUUGUUCGUUUGGACUCUCAUCGAAUAUUGCCUCCACAGAUUCUUAUUCCACCUGGACUACUAUUUGCCAGACCAUCCAGUGGCCUUCACAGUCCACUUCUUGCUCCACGGUGUCCAUCACUACCUACCAAUGGACCGUUAUAGAUUGGUUAUGCCUCCAACACUGUUUGUCGUGUUGUGCUACCCAUUCUAUAAGCUCAUCUUUUCAAUAUUCCCAUUCUACAUGGCUUGUGCCGGGUUCGCUGGUGGAUUCUUGGGUUACAUCUGUUACGACAUGACGCACUACUUCCUACACCAUGCAAGACUACCUGCGUACAUGCAAAAGCUCAAGAAAUACCACUUGGAACAUCACUACAAGAACUACGAAUUGGGAUUCGGUGUUACGAGUUGGUUCUGGGACAAGAUCUUUGGAACUUAUUUGCCAAUUGGUGAAACUGCUCCUCAGAAGCAGAACUAA
Messenger RNA from Williopsis jadinii, 1125 nucleotides. RefSeq names its product fatty acid alpha-hydroxylase (gene SCS7). Gene Ontology annotation, biological process: lipid biosynthetic process; fatty acid metabolic process. Gene Ontology annotation, molecular function: heme binding; iron ion binding; fatty acid 2-hydroxylase activity. The record is from RefSeq and is a predicted model, not a curated record. The transcript has a single exon. Lineage: Eukaryota; Fungi; Ascomycota; Saccharomycetes; Phaffomycetales; Wickerhamomycetaceae. Gene Ontology annotation, cellular component: endoplasmic reticulum; membrane. Bases 1 to 1125 code for a protein of 374 amino acids.